UUCCCAUAUAUACUUUCAUAUAAUUCUAUUUUAAACAGAUUCUCAUCAGCGGAAGGUCUGCACUUCUAACCAGUGAGAAUGCUGCAUCUGUUAGAAGGUUCAAGUCCUUUAAUCUUCUCCAGACCAAACUAGAAGAUAAAACUGAAAAUGAUGAUUCUUGGUUUCUCUACACAUCUGACAGGUGGCCAAAAUUCAAGAUGUCUAUUAGUCACCUUUCAGACCAUGUAAAACCAGAGGCCCUUACAGGAUUUAACAAUACAGGAAAUGUUUGUGUUUGGCCAUCAGAAGAAGUACUUACAUAUUAUUGUUUAAAUCAACUUGAAAUAUUUAAUGGAAAAUCAGUCAUUGAACUUGGUGGAGGUAUGACAUGCCUAGCUGGAGUGGCUUUGAGUAUUAUGUCAGAUGUGACAUAUACAGAAUUAACAGAUGGAAAUAAAGAUUCUGUUUCAAAUCUCGAUAAAAUUAUUGCUAAAAAUAGAUCUCAAUUUAACAAAUCAAAGGUGACAAGUAGUGUGGUAAGAUGGGGUCCAGGUGAGACAAUAAAUCAAGACAUGAUUGAAGUAUUUGACUAUGUAUUGUGUGCUGAUUGUUUUUUCUUUGAAGAGGGAAGAGAAGAUCUGGUCAAGUUAAUUUAUAAAUUAUUAAAACAGGAUGGUGAAGCUAUCCUAUUUGCUCCAAAGAGAGGAAAAACUUUUGAUGCAUUUGUAACCCUUGCUGAUGCAGUAUUUAAUACAGAGGUGAAGGAAAACUAUGAUGACACUAUCUGGGAUAUACAUUGCAAGAUGAAGGAGAAAGGGACAGAUGCAUAUGAUCCAGAUAUCCACUACCCAUGUUUUGUACAUCUUUCUAAAAAAAGCAAUAGUGAUAAAUAAACUUAAAAAAUA
Molecule: messenger RNA, 884 nt
Organism: Ruditapes philippinarum (Manila clam)
Lineage: Eukaryota; Metazoa; Mollusca; Bivalvia; Venerida; Veneridae
Product: calmodulin-lysine N-methyltransferase-like
Exons: 10
Coding region: 198-872 (224 amino acids)
Cellular component (GO): cytoplasm
Molecular function (GO): calmodulin-lysine N-methyltransferase activity
Source: RefSeq, a predicted model, not a curated record